AUGGUUGUUCUAAACGGGAUUCAAGAGGAAAAGGAGCUGGGAAUCACCGGAUACUCGGUGAAAUGGGUGCUAAACAAGUUGGAAGAGUGCUGCGAGGACUAUGUUAAGGCGAAAGACGAUCGAAAAGUUGUUGACGUAAGAUACGCCUUUUUGACAACUGUAUGGCAAUUUCAGAUAGAAGCCGUUGACGUCUCUGAGGGAAAAGGCUAUUUAUCUCGAGUCUUCGUUACAACUAUUACAUUCAACGAUGGGGACAACUAUAAGAUCGCAAUGAAAGUCCCCACAUACUCAAUUAUCGCAGAGAAAAUAAAGGAAAUGGGCGAUGUAAAAAAUGUAAGACAUUCCACUUUACCCAUAGUUUAAUGUUCUCUUUAAACGACUUGAUCUUUCAGCACAACGCCGAUGAAAGCCGAGCCAACAUCAACAUGGCUCAUGACAUCGAAUGUGAUGCCGUUUCUUUUGUCUCCACUUUUCCCAAUUUCCCUUCUCCCAAAGUUUAUUUCACUCAAAAGACGACAGCAGGCCAAGACUGUGGUCUUCCUGGUCGGAACGCCCCAGGGGUUAUCAUCAUGAAAGCGCUCGACGGCGCUUCUCUAGGAAUGGCCCGAUCUGUCACACCUGAACAAUGCCUUAACUUUGCUGCCGACUUCGCCACACUUCAAGACUACGUAGCGCAAUCGCCAGAGUCGGAGUGGAAGGGGAAAUUCGACAGUGCCUUGCACUUUGGAGCAGGAAUGUUUGAAGCCUGUAAAGCGGGGCUGAACCGGUUAAAAGACGAAUUCCCAGAAGAGCUCGCUGAGAUAAGUGAUAUAUUUGAAUCGCUAGAUUGGAUAAAGUUCUCCAAAUACGCCUUGAAGAUAAGGCCUGCACAGCUGAACGCAACAACGUAUGCCCAUGGUGACUCGUGGACUAACAAUGUCAUGUUCAAGAAGAAUCCGGAUGGAAGUGUGGGGAAUGAAGCGCUGGCUUACAUCGAUUAUCAAAUUGGAUUUGAAGGUGACAAUUCAAAAGUUUAUAGUGCAAGGUAUUUUUAGGAAGUCCUCUCUUUGAUAUUGCCCGAUUCUUGACGUUGGCCGCUGAUGCAGAAGUCAGAAGGGAAGUUACAGAACGAACACUGGAACUGUACUAUGAAACGCUUACUCGAUUAUAUGGAAAACGCGGGCAGAAAGUUCCCUUCAGCUUUGACGAGGUUUGCCUUGGAAUGAGAUUUUUAUCGUCUAGGUUAAGAAAUGAAGAAUUCUUUCUCAUAGGCAGACUGCUAAAAGACACAAAAAAGCAACACAAUUUCAACCUUCCAGCUAAAAAUCCAGGUUUCAGGCCAAAGAAAUGUAUGAUCUCUGCUAUGUUCAAGAAACAUUCGAGCUCAUCGUUGUUGCCGCAUUUGCCGAAAACGAUGCUGCAGUAGCGCCUGAAGUAUUGGAAGCUCGUUCGGCCAAGCUGAAGCUACGAACAAGAUUUGCAAUGUCGGACGCGCUACGCAUUUGGAAGAAGCGAAAUUACUCACGACUAUGCGCGCAAUUCAACCUUUUUGCAUAA
This is a messenger RNA of Bursaphelenchus xylophilus (pine wood nematode), 1536 nucleotides long. The record is from the annotation of a GenBank genome assembly. Lineage: Eukaryota; Metazoa; Nematoda; Chromadorea; Rhabditida; Aphelenchoididae.